GAUAAUUAGUAAAUAUAUAUAGCAUAGAGGAGAGCGGCAACUUGACACUUGAGCUACUCGAAGGCAGGGCCGUGUGCAGAGCUCCUUCCCCACUAUCCUUCCUUUGCGUACCAUACUUAUCUUGCUAACAGCCUAUAGAAGAUGAGCUACGGGGGCACGGAGGAGGAUGACCUUUAUGGAGGAUAUGAUGAGCAAUCGAACCCGCUUGCGGGCUCGGGUGGUGCCGCAUUUAAGGCACUUGGGGCCGAUGGAGCUCCUCCAGGCACCGCCAUGAUGGGGCCGCCUGGCACGGCCAUGAAGAGCUUCGUGCCAGGCACGGCUAUGCGGGGCGGCACGGCGAUGCAGCAGGACCCCAGCCUGGCGCGGCCUAUGACCUCGAACCGGGGUGCUGGCUUCACGUCGGCGCCUAACAAGAAGUUUGACCCCCUCAAUCGCUCAAUGGGGUCGACACUGGGCUCGUCGGGGGGUGGCGCAAUGCUGGUGGCUCGCAAGGGUGACACCAGCCCGGAGGAGCAGGCGCGCGGGAUGGAGAAGACGGUGCAUGAGCUGCUUGAGAAGAGCGCGGCGGACGCGGCUAAGAAUGACAUCAACUCGGCCCUGGAGAACGCCAUGGAGGCGAAGAAGAAUGAGCGAAAGCUGUGCCGCUUCCGGGAACAGAACAACAUGGCGGACCAGAUCAACCUGGAGCUGAUGUACGCCGUGGACUUCAACCUGGCACACAUGUACCACAUGAACAAGAACUACAGCGAGGCGCUGAACCUGUACACAGCCAUCGUGCGCAACAAGAACUUCCCGCAGUCGGGUUGGCUGCGCGUCAACAUGGGCAACAUCCACUUCGAGCAGAAGAAGUACCCCUCCGCCAUCAAGAUGUACCGCAUGGCGUUGGACCAGAUCAGCGCCACCGCCAAGGAGGUCCGCUUCAAGAUCAUGCGCAACAUCGGGCUGUCGUUCGUGCGCAUGGGCCAGUACCCCGACGCGCUGCAGUCCUUCGCCACGGUCAUGGACAACGUGCCCGACCACCAGACCGGCUACAACCUGGUCAUGUGCAACUACGCGCUGAGCGACCGCGAGGGCAUGAAGAACGCCUUCAUCAAGCUGCUCAAGGUGAGCCCACCCAGCGAGAUGGAUGACGAUGACGACGACGACCCCAUGGGCGAUGACGACAUGCAAGUGAUGACCAUGGAUGACGGGCUGAAGGACGAGAUGCGCAAGCGCAACACCAUCAUCACGCGCCUCAUUGUCAAGGCCGCGCAGCUCAUCUCCGAGAAGGUGGAUCGCGCCAACGGCUUUGAGGGCGGCUUCAUGUGGUGCUGCGAGCAGCUGCGCGACGCGGGCUACACCAAGCUGGCCAACGAGGUGGAGCUGGCCAAGGCGACCCGGUUCAUGGGGCAAAAGCAGUUUGACAAAGCCGUGGGCGUGUUCAAGGACUUUGAGAAGAAGGAGCCGCGCGUCAAGGCGCGCGCCGCCACCAACCUGGCGUUCCUGUACUUCCUGGAGGGCGAGACCGACCAGGCCGACAAGUACAGCGAGAUGGCGCUCAAGAGCGACCGCUACAACGCACGAGCCUACGUCAACAAGGGAUGCGUGCUGGUGGAGCGCGGCGAUCUGGAGGGAGCGCGAAGCCUGUUCAACGAGGCUGCCGGCAUCGACCCCUACUGCGUGGAGGCCAUCUACAACCUGGGCCUGGUGAGCCAGCGCCUGAACGAGCUGCCGUACGCGCUGGCGGCGUUCAAGAAGCUGCACAACAUGGUGCCCGACAACGUGGAGGUCAUCCACCAGAUCGCCACCACGUACGACAUGAUGGGCGACUUCAAGAACGCGGUCAAGUGGUUUGAGCUGCUCACCUCGCUGGUCAGCAACGACCCCGGCGUGCUGGCGCGACUGGGAGCCAUCCACGCCAGGUUCGACGACGAGGCCAAGGCGCUGCACUACUACCAGGAGUCGCACCGCGUGUACCCGGUGAACAUGGACGUCAUCUCCUGGCUGGGCGCCUACCAUGUCAAAUCGGAGGUGUACGAGAAGGCCAUGCCCUUCUUUGACCUGGCCUCCAAGAUCCAGCCGCAGGAGGUCAAGUGGGCGCUCAUGGUGGCGUCCUGCUACCGCCGCACCAACAACCUGCCCGCCGCGCUGGGCAAGUACAAGCAAAUCCACACGCAGCACCCCGACAACGUUGAGUGCCUGCGCUACCUGGUGCACCUGUGCUCCGAGCUGGGCCGCCGCGCCGAGGCCGCCGAGUACAUGACCAAGCUCAAAAAGGCGGAGAAGGCGGCGGUGCCCGAGGCAACGACAGCGGCGGCGCCCGCCGCGGCCGCAGCUGGCAGUGGCAUGGGUGGCAUGGGCGGCCUGGACGACGACAUUGGCAGCAGCGCGGUGUCGGCGCAGAACCGCGGCAAGAAGAUGCUGGUCAAAGAGCACAUGGGUGGCGGCGGUGGCAAGGACAACGACGACUGGGGAAACGAGCAGCUUGGGGACGACCUGCUGCCCAUGUAAACCGCAGUGCUGCCACAGGGCUUGGCGGGGGCGGGGCGUCAGCGCAGCCAGUGGGGCUACCGCCGCGGCCUGGCGGAGGUGGCGGCGGCGCAGCUGGCGGAGCCAUGCGCGCCCAGGGCCAGGGGCUGUGGGGAGGUGAUGGCGAGGGCGAGGACGACGACCACCUAAAAGCGCUGGGGCUGGGGGUGGGGUUGGUGGGCGGCCGCAGCGGGGGCGCGCUGUCUGCCGGCACGGGGCGCGUGAAGGCCGAUGUCAGCCGCGCCGCCUCUCACCCGGAGUUCGGGGCCGAGCCUGCGUUUGGAAAGGUGCUGAGCUUUGGCUCGGCUGGGACGUCCAGCGCACUGCCUGAGCUGGCGUAAAGCCAUUACCGCUGAUGCAGCCCGCCAUUCGUGUGUGUGCGUAUAUGUGUGUGAAUGUAUGUGUGUGCUAGGUAAGCACGAGAUGCGUGUGCGUUUGCUGGUUCGCGCUGCGCCACUUUUGGCUGCAGGGGUCCCCAGGUCAGUGUGAAGCCCGGCCCGGGCGGAAAUGGGUGCAUGGCAGUUGCGGCGCAUGCAUGCGGAAGUGAGCGAAGUGCAAUAGGCUCCUGCAGGGCAUGGAUGCGUAGGAACAGGGCUUGAAUGAUAUCACUAUGUGGCGUUGACGGGCCCACAACUUACAUGGGAGAGGCACGCCGAAAGGGUGUGUGAGGAUCAGGAGCUUGGACUUGCCGUAGUGCUGUACAUGGUGCCAGUCUACGUGCGGGCAUAGACACAUACAGGACCUGUGCUGCUGCGGAGUCCGCAUCUGCAGGAAGUCGUGCCGGGUGUCACGAGUGCGGACGAUGCGGAUUGUGGAGGAGUACAGAUGGGGCCAUCGGACAUACUGGCACAGUGGCACCACCGGCCCCCUGCGACGCAUGCUCGCACGACCCUGUAAAGGUCGAGACCA
Molecule: messenger RNA, 3417 nt
Organism: Chlamydomonas reinhardtii
Lineage: Eukaryota; Viridiplantae; Chlorophyta; Chlorophyceae; Chlamydomonadales; Chlamydomonadaceae
Exons: 14
Coding region: 142-2490 (782 amino acids)
Biological process (GO): non-motile cilium assembly; intraciliary transport
Cellular component (GO): ciliary basal body; non-motile cilium; centriole
Molecular function (GO): kinesin binding
Source: RefSeq, a predicted model, not a curated record